This is a messenger RNA of Galleria mellonella (greater wax moth), 1168 nucleotides long. RefSeq lists its product as uncharacterized. Bases 124 to 1083 code for a protein of 319 amino acids. The record is from RefSeq and is a predicted model, not a curated record. NCBI's taxonomy places the organism in Eukaryota, Metazoa, Arthropoda, Insecta, Lepidoptera, Pyralidae. The transcript has a single exon.
CCUACUCAACGGGAGUUCACGUGACAAUUUCAAAAUGACAUUUAUUAAUUUUAUACUCUCAAAUUUUGAAUUUUUAUUAUUUUUGAAAAUAGAAAUAAUAAUAACCUGAAUUAUAAAUAAAUAAUGUCCGAUAUUUGGACAUUUCAUCCGCUAUCAGAAGAUGAAGUUCUUAAAUGCAUCGCGUUAGCUCCGCGGCCGAACGACAACAAUAAAUGGUUCAGAAGAUUUGGACACAAACUUAUCGCACCGUGCUGUAAUGAUGAAAAUAUUUUAUCUCCAAAAACUAACGACCGUGUAGAAAAAAAAUCAAAGACUCCCGACCCUGAGGACUGUCCGCUUGAAAUAGAAAAAAAUAAAAUCGACUCUAACGAAAAACAUUUCGAGGAUUUUCUCGAAGCCGUAGAAAACGAUCCGAUUUUACAAUUCAAUAGUUUAGUGGAAGAAUGCUUGAAAGAUAAUGUCUUGUUAACGAAACUGGCACAAAAAUUAACAACAUUUUCAGUUGAGAAAAUAUGUAAGCAUAUUUAUGAAAAUGAAAAUAUUAAUUCUGCAUUCCUAGAAAUAUUUCAUAAAUAUUUUGUACCUGCUUAUUUGAAACGCGAGCACAGUUGUAUUUCAUUAGACAUACUCGUCAGAGCUCAUGCCAAAUAUCCUGUAUUGUUUAAAACACUACUCUGCACCAUUCUAAAGGAUCCAGAGAUACCAAAUUUAUUUUUUCAAGACUUUAUUUCGUCCAUAGACGAAACAGAACAAACAAAAUUAUUGUUGGACAUUUCAAAUUUUGAAUUAAGAACAGAGGAGUUUAUAAACAAUAUUUUCAGUAUAUACACAGCAUAUAAAAACUCUGAAAAGACAGAUAGAAUACAAACAUUUAUUUUGGAUCAUAUCUUGCAAUGCGGCCAUAUUUGUUCUAAUGAUAAGCAUUUUGGUAGAUUGUUGUUGGCUUUUCUACAAGCAGAGAAACAUUUAAAUAUAUGUCAGAACUAUGGUAAUAUAGAGAGAAUAAUAGAAAUACAUAAAUCACCCUUCCGAAGACCUUGUUGGAAUAUUUUUAAAGAAUUAAACAAGAACAAUGCUUUGUAAUGGCUGAAGCUUUGAAUUUAUAUCAUUAUGAGAUUUGGGUAUAUUUUUAAAUAAGCAAGAAAUAUUUAAAAUUAUUUAUUUUUUU